AUGUCCGACAACCACAUCGCUUCAUCACAGCAGUAUGCUACACCACCGAAAAAGGUAGUGCGAUCCCAGACGUGGGACGAGUGCGACUCGCAUAGCCUCACCGUCGCGUCGCCCUCGACUCCUCCGACCAAAGCCACCUCGAUUCAAGGUGGCGACCUCUUCAAAUCCAAGCAGCAUGAGAUUGAUCAUGUCCAUGCACACCAGGAUUCACAGCAGACUUUUGCUCAGCAUCAGUCCGAUUUUGAGGAAUCGCGCGACAAGCUCGUCGACAGCAUCGACACCACCCGUCAUCUACUUGCCGACCUGCGCGACUUUAACAAGAACAAGCGUCUGAUUCACUAUACUUCUGCCGCCGGACCCUCUCGCCAUCAGCUUGCCCAACAACACAGGCGCUCGCAGUCCAACGCUCCGCAUCACAGCCUCGAGGAAGCCGACGCCGAGUCGCAUCCUUCCUCUGUCGACAAGGCUCACCCUCCCGCACCACCUGCUUUGAUGCGCUUAAACACCACAGGCGGCCACGCCAGCCUACCCAGCACCCCAGCGCGCGGCCCAUCCGCCUUAAACCCAUCCACACACCACGGCGACGACGACGACGAUGACAUCGACGGCGAGUCCGCUGACAUGUCGGUUCUCAAACUCGACCUUCGCGUUGGCUCCAUCGCUGCCAAUCCGCAAGCGCUUGUGCGCUCCUUGGAGCGUUCCUCUGUCGCGCAGCUCCUCGACGGCAGGAUGCAAAAAUCUGAACGCCACCUUGAGAAUCUCAAGCAGCGUCUCUUGGACACGCAGUCCAAGGUGCUGGUCACAGGCGAUCUCAAUGCGGGCAAGUCCACGUUUGUCAAUGCCUUGCUCCGUCGUCCUCUCAUGCCCACCGACCAGCAACCUUGUACCACCGUCUUCUGCGAGGUGCUCGAUGCCUCCCACUUGGACAGCAGCGCCGAAGAGGUGCACAUGCUCAAGCCAGGCUUCAAGUACAACUGCAACGACGAUUCCAGCUUUACGCGUCACUCGCUUGCCGAGAUCGAGCAGAUUGUGGCCGAGGCAGAACAAGUGUCGCCCGAAGAUGCGCCCAUUCUCAAGUGCUACGCUCACGACACGCGCGCUGCUCAGGAUUCGCUGCUCAAAAACGGCAUUGUCGACAUUGCACUCAUCGACGCGCCCGGUCUUAACCGCGACAGCCUCAAGACUACCGCGCUCUUUGCUCGCCAAGAGGAGAUCGACGUCGUCGUCUUUGUCGUCAGCGCCGAGAACCACUUUACGCUCUCGGCCAAGGAGUUUCUCUGGAACGCGUCGCACGACAAGGCGUUUGUGUUUAUCGUCGUCAACAAGUUUGACUCGAUCAAGAACAAGGACAAGUGCCGCAAGCUGGUGCUUGACCAGAUUCGCCAGCUCAGUCCACGCACCUACGACGACGCCGCCAACCUGGUGCACUUUGUCGACUCGCAGACCGUGUUUGGCGCCGACGUUGAUGCCGUGGUUGAUUCGAGCGUAGCAGCGCCGGACACGCCAUCUGAGGAGCUCGGUUGCAAGGUAGAGGGCGCUCAGCUCGUCCAACGCCGCGACUCGGAGAGCCUCAAGGCGUUUGCACGCCUCGAAGCUGCGCUGCGCGACUUUGUGCUGCUCAAGCGUGCCAAGUCCAAGCUGCUGCCGUCCAAGACCUACAUGCUGCGCCUCUUGUCCGACAUUACCUUCCUCGCCAAGAUCAACAGCCAAGUGGCGCAGAUCGAAUUGGUCGAAGCUACCAACGCGCUCGAGGUGGCACGACCCGAGCUGGCGCGUUGCCAAGCAUCGCAACAGAAGCUCGAGACGGUGGUCGAAAGUGAGGAAGACGAGGCGGUGACGGCGGUGAUGCAAGAAGCGCAGCGCAAGUUGAUGUCUGCGAUCGAGCUGAUCGGCAACGGCAAGCCGGCUACUGACACGGUGCAACUGCCAGCCUACCCGGGCGUUUUCAACGUGUGGGAAUAUGCGCAAGAGGUGCGACAUGCGCUUACCUCUUCGCUCGAGCUUGCGCUGCGCUCGGUUGAGGACACGGCGCGCGGUACGGCUGCGCAGGCGGUAGACCGAGUGCAGAAGCUCGGAUUGGCGCAUCUGGCUGACGACCAAGCCGAAAAGCGACAGAGAAUCUUUCACCCGGAGGCCAUGUUUGCCAAGCGACGCGCGAUGCCCGGUCUGAUCGGACUCGGGCUGGGUGCACAAGUGGUCGAGGUGCAGGCGUCGGACUUUUUCGACGCCUACCAUCACUUUACCAUUGUCACCGGUGGCAGCCUAUCACAGGAUCCCAACGACAAGCGCAAGAGCAAAGGCAAGCGCAGUGACGACGAGAUGAGCUUGGUCUCGUCGGUCUCGUUGGGUCUGGGCGCGCUGACGCUGAUGGGCGGCAAGACGCUGGGGGUCAAGACGGCGAUCGACGCGUUUGUGCGCAUCUCGGAUCUAGUGGGCAACCCUACGGCUCGACGAUGGGCGGGACCCGUGCUGGCGGUGGUCUCGACGGGCCUGGUGGUUUACUUUAUCUACGAUUUGCCCAACAGCAUACCGCGCAACGUUGGACGGAGCCUCAAGUUGGGCUUGGAAUCGGGCACGCUGCUGCGCUGUAACACGAGCGAUUCUCUGACUGCACUGCGCCAAGAUGGAGAGCCAUCGUUUACUGCGGUGCACUCGGCACGCGUGGGACGCGAGACGCGCAAGGUGCUACGUCUUGCCUCGUGGGACCUGCAGGAGCGCUUCCGCGUCGCGAUUGCUCAACGCAGGGCCCAAGUGGAGAAGCAGGAGGCCAAGCAGGCGUCGGCCAACCUGGCGAUUGACUGGUUCAACAAGACAACGUCGCGCGUCGCCGACAUACGCGGCCGGGUGGACCAAGUCAAGGGACUCGAAGGCUGA
Messenger RNA from Mycosarcoma maydis (corn smut), 2874 nucleotides. RefSeq names its product GTP-binding protein. The coding region runs from base 1 to 2874 and encodes 957 amino acids. Gene Ontology annotation, biological process: mitochondrial fusion. NCBI's taxonomy places the organism in Eukaryota, Fungi, Basidiomycota, Ustilaginomycetes, Ustilaginales. The record is from RefSeq and is a predicted model, not a curated record. The transcript has a single exon. Gene Ontology annotation, molecular function: GTPase activity; GTP binding. Gene Ontology annotation, cellular component: mitochondrial outer membrane.